This is a messenger RNA of Carya illinoinensis, 1917 nucleotides long. RefSeq names its product serine/threonine-protein kinase STY13-like. Gene Ontology annotation, cellular component: plasma membrane. NCBI's taxonomy places the organism in Eukaryota, Viridiplantae, Streptophyta, Magnoliopsida, Fagales, Juglandaceae. The record is from RefSeq and is a predicted model, not a curated record. The coding region runs from base 273 to 1580 and encodes 435 amino acids. Gene Ontology annotation, biological process: protein phosphorylation. The transcript has 7 exons. Gene Ontology annotation, molecular function: protein kinase activity; ATP binding.
AAGAGCAGAGGGAGGUGACCAGAGUGGGUCAGAAGCACACGUUACUCUCAGGCGGUUCCAUGUGCCCCACAUGGAUGAUCAUUGAAGAAGAAACUCCAAUCCCCAGAGAAAACUACACAUUUUUAGCGGAAACCCAGAGAGAUACGGACCACAACAAGCAACAAUUUCUUGGUUUGAUCCAAGCUUUCGAGCAAAUUUAGCAUAGCAGGUCUGUUUCACUGUUCUCUGAUCUGACGCAGGCCGACGGAGAGGGAGGAAGAAAAGUGAGAAAUAUGGAGAAGAACAGUGAUGGGUUUGUGAGGGCGGAUCAGAUUGAUCUGAAGAGCUUGGAUGAGCACCUCGACAGGGCGUGGACCAUGGAUAAGAAUAAGAAAAAAGAGGAACAUGAGACUUUCAACCGUAGUUCUAGUAACAGCGUUGCUGUUAACAUCAUAUCCACCGCCGGAACUAUGAAGAAGGAGAGGCCGGAGUGGGAGAUCGACCCCGCCAAGCUCGUCAUCAAGGCCGUCAUUGCCCGUGGCACCUUCGGCACCGUUCACCGUGGAAUCUACGACGGCCAGGAUGUCGCUGUUAAAUUGCUCGACUGGGGUGAGGAGGGUCAUAGAACUGACGCUGAGAUUGCUUCAUUAAGGGCAGCUUUUACGCAAGAAGUUGCUGUGUGGCAUAAGCUAGAUCAUCCCAAUGUCACUAAGAGUUUCCUCAAAGAAGUGGUUAAGAAGUGCUUGAGCUACCUAAUUCUGUUCCUUGAACUGAUCUCCAUAGAAGUGACAGAUAUGGAGUCAGCAGCUGAAGGCAACAUCAGUGGAGAAAUGAUCCCUUGGGAAUUAUCCACUAUGAUUGCAAAAACAAUUGUAAAAGGAAGAAAGUUUAUAGGGGCAACCAUGGGCUCAUCAGAACUCCAAAUACAAACUGAUAAUGGUCAAAUGAGCAUGCCGAGUAGUAUCUGUUGUGUUGUUGUGGAAUAUCUGCCAGGGGGUGCUCUGAAAUCAUACCUUAUAAAAAACAGGAGAAGGAAGCUAGCUUUUAAGGUCGUCAUCCAGAUUGCACUAGAUCUUGCUAGGGGGUUGAGUUACCUUCACUCGGAGAAGAUUGUUCACAGAGAUGUGAAGACAGAGAAUAUGCUAUUGGACAAGACACGAACGGUAAAAAUUGCUGAUUUUGGGGUUGCUCGUGUUGAGGCUUCAAAUCCUAACGACAUGACUGGGGAGACAGGAACACUUGGUUAUAUGGCACCUGAGGUUCUCAAUGGCAAUCCAUAUAACAGGAAAUGUGAUGUGUACAGUUUUGGCAUCUGUUUGUGGGAGGUAUAUUGUUGUGACAUGCCAUAUCCUGACCUUAGUUUCGCGGAAGUGACUUCAGCUGUGGUUCGACAGAAUCUGAGACCAGAGAUUCCAAGAUGUUGCCCAAGUUCCUUGGCGAAUGUAAUGAAGCGAUGUUGGGAUGCUAAUCCCGACAAGCGGCCAGAGAUGGCAGAGGUAGUUUCCAUGUUAGAGGCUAUAGACACAUCAAAAGGUGGAGGUAUGAUUCCACUUGAUCAGCCUCAAGGUUGUAUUUGUUUCCGCAAGCAUCGAGGGCCUUAAAUUCUAUGGUUUGCAUGAACAAGUUGAUGUAAUUAUUUCGAAGAUGGAGAUCCAGUUGUAGUUACACUGCAGAAAAUACAAUUUGGGAUAUCUUGAUGAGAGAAAAAGACCGAUGGUGGGCAUAGGCGGAGUCACCAAAGCUGGAUGAUGUAAAGCUUUUUUUUUUUUUUUUUUUUUUUUUUUUUGGGUAUCCUUAUAUAAAUGUUUUUUUUUUCCAAAUACCUAUUGAAUAUACCAAAUAUGUGUUCUUCAUUCGGAUUGUUGGACUGGCUCUGCCACCUCUUUUUAAGAUCUUCCACUACUGAUAUAGUUUGAUCAUUAUCAUUUCUAUGAUUAA